This is a messenger RNA of Mercurialis annua (annual mercury), 1728 nucleotides long. RefSeq lists its product as uncharacterized. The coding region runs from base 1 to 1728 and encodes 575 amino acids. Lineage: Eukaryota; Viridiplantae; Streptophyta; Magnoliopsida; Malpighiales; Euphorbiaceae. The record is from RefSeq and is a predicted model, not a curated record. Gene Ontology annotation, molecular function: RNA-DNA hybrid ribonuclease activity; nucleic acid binding. The transcript has 6 exons.
AUGGAUAAUUACUUGAAAAAUGGAAAGAGGUAUUAUGACACUGAAGUAAUGUAUGAAGCAAGACAAGAAAGUCUCGCUAUCAUGGAAUGUUUGCAUCUCUACGGGCAAGCUUCAGGCCAGACUGUGAAUUUUGAUAAAUCCUCUAUUAUGUUUAGUCGUAAUACUUCUUUGCUUGAUAAAUCUACUUCUUGCUCUAUCCUGGGUGUAAAAGAGCAACUGGGUGAAAGGACUACUUAUUUAGGCCUUCCUUGUUUGAUAGGUCGGAAAAAGAAAGGAAUUUUUUCUUUUAUCAAAGACAGGGUGUGGAAACGGCUUCAGGGUUGGACGUAUCGGUAUUUAUCGAAAUCUGGCAAAGAGAUCCUUAUCAAAACUGUGUUACUCUCCCAAAUUAUACUAUGGGGAAAUGGUCGUGACGGUGGAGGUAUUCAUUUGAAAAACUGGGAUAAACUAUGUGUUCCUAGAUUCAUGGGGGGUUGGCGACUUGCUACUAAUCCGGAUUCCAUAGUUUCCCGAUUACUAAAAGCUCACUAUUUUCCUAUAUCGAGUUUUUUUUCUGCUAGGUUGAGUGGUAAUCCUAGCUUUGUAUGGAUAAGCAGUUUAGUCAAAUUUAGGAGUUCUUGGGUAAUAGGCGAUGGACAGACAGUGUCCAUUAGUGGUGAACCGUGGUUGAUGAACAUCGAUAAUCCGUUUACCACGACAGAUUUACAUCCAACUAUUGCACAAGCGAGUGUUAAUUCUUUGCUCAAAGUUGAUGCUAAAGAGUGGGAUCUAGAUGUUGUUUCAGAUUUGUUUAAUAGUCGGGAUAUCUCUGAAAUUGUUAGUAUUCCUCUUGUACCUGAUAAAAGAGAAGACUCUCUUUCUUGGAGGCUGGAAAGAAGAGGCAUAUACUCGGUUAGGAGUGGGUAUAAGCAUUUGAUGCAGACUCGACACCGUGGUAGUAAUCUGGAUGUUAGGAGUGGUUGGAAGGAUUUAUGGCAUCUUCAUAUUCCUCCCAAAGUGAAAAAUUUCCUUUGGCGGGUUAUCUCCGGCUGGUUACCAACUAGAGAUGCCUUGAGAUCUCGUCACGUGGAGCUUGAAGCUAUAUGUCGUGUUUAUGCUUGUCAGCUUACAACUCUUGGCCAGUGGAUGCAGUUGUUCAUAUCCCAAAUGGUUGAUCAGCAAGAGCAGAAUGCUAUGGUUCUUUGGGGAAUUUGGGAGAAUCAGAACAAUUUAGUAUGGCACGGUCGUGGUAACUCGGCUACUUAUUCUUUACCGCAGGUUGGUCACGUCACUUGUAAUUUGGAUGUUGCUAUAUUUCGCGAUAAUCAUCGUAUUGGAAUCGCUUGUGUGGUACGAGAUCAUGAUGGUAAAUGUUUAGGAGCAAGGGCUCGUUCGAUGCCAGGGUUACAAGAGCCUCUCAUGGCGGAAGCUAUCAGUUUUAAAGAAUCUUUGACCUGGGUCAAAGGGUUGGCUUCGCACAAUGUUCGGUUUGAAACAGAUGCGUUACUUCUAGUUCAAGUUUUCUAUUCUUCAUUAGAGGAUCGUUCAUCUGUUGGUUUGAUUGUCAAAGAGUGCAAGCAUCUUCUUAGGGACUAUGUCAAUAGUUCAUUGAGUUAUGUCAGAAUAUCGGCGAAUAUGAUUGCUCAUACUCUUACUCGGGCGUCCAUUUCUAUGUCUGAUAUUUCAAUUUGGUGGUCAGAUAUUCCGGAAUUUUUAUCUUUCUAUUUGUACUCGGAUAUUUCUAAUUAA